Messenger RNA from Peronospora farinosa, 480 nucleotides. The record is from the annotation of a GenBank genome assembly. Lineage: Eukaryota; Oomycota; Peronosporomycetes; Peronosporales; Peronosporaceae.
AUGCAGCAAGAACGAGAGAGUGCCGAGUUGUGUCUAAAUGGCUGCGGCUUCUUUGGUGUUCCAGGCAGCGGUGGGAUGUGCUCUGUUUGCUGGAAAAAGACCAUGUCAGAUCGUCAAGCGACGACGACGACGACGACAGUGGCGUCUCCUCACUCGGAAGAGACAAAAGCAGAUGAUGUGGCCUCGUGCCAGUCGAUUACGUCUUCUAUUGAGACGACGAAGAGCAACAUUACGUUGUUGGAGAAGGAGACGGAGAAACCUGCAGAGAAACCGGUACAAAAGAACAAGAAGCGUUGCUGGGAGUGCAAGAAGAAGGUGGGGCUCACUGCCAUCGAGUGUCGCUGUGGCUAUGUAUUCUGUGGUAGCCAUCGAUUUGAGGACCAGCACGAGUGCAGCUUUGAUUUCAAGACGGCAGACCGCGUCGAAUUGGCGCGUCGUAAUCCCGGAGGUGGUGCCUUUAGCAAAUUGGAGAAGCUGUAA